Molecule: messenger RNA, 3490 nt
Organism: Gryllus bimaculatus (two-spotted cricket)
Lineage: Eukaryota; Metazoa; Arthropoda; Insecta; Orthoptera; Gryllidae
Source: the annotation of a GenBank genome assembly
AUGGGCGCGCUAUUUCUGGGCCUCCCUUCGCCACAUGCCUCGUCGCGCGCCGCGUCGUCGUCACCGUCGCCACAACCACCGCCGCAGCCGCCGCCGCCGCUGCCGCCGUCACGACAGCCGCCUCCGCUUCCGCCCGCCAUCAGCGCCACCACCGUCGCUGCCACCACCGCCGCCGCGCCGCCACCGCCCGCCGCCGGCCACCGCCGCCGCCGCCGCCGCCGCCACCGUCACCGCCACACCGUCACGCGCCACCGCCGCCGCCCGCCGCCACCGCCGCCGCCACCGCCGCCGCCACCACCACCAGCCGCCGCCGCCGCCGCCCGCCGCGGUCGGCGGCCGGCGACGGUGAGCGACUGCGACCUGCUGCAAGACGCCUUCAAGCGCUACCACCGCGUGCUGCAGCAGGCGGUGCGCAAGUCGCGUGCGCACGCGCGCGCGCGGCCCCGCGCCUCCGACGCCGCCGGCGCCGCCGCCGACGGCCCCGACGCCAACAGCGCCGACGCGCUCGCCGCGCACGCCUACAAGCCCUGGCGCAAGGACCGGCGCUUCCGGGGCUACCUCGACACGCUCGAGUUUAUUAUAAACAGCACUGCUAUUGAAGAUUUCCCACGCUUCCCUCACCGUGGUCUACUAUUGGACACAUCAAGGCACUUCCUGCCUGUGUCUACAAUUAUGCAGACUCUCAGUGCAAUGGAAGCUAACAAGUUGAAUGUUUUCCAUUGGCACAUUGUUGACGAUCAGAGUUUUCCUUACCAGAGCAAAGUCUUUCCUGCUUUGAGUGAAAAAGGUGCAUAUGAUCCUGCAAAUAUGGUAUACACUCACGAUGAUAUCAAAGCAGUAAUUGAAUUUGCCCGACAGAGAGGAAUACGUGUCAUUCCAGAAUUUGACACACCAGGUCAUACUCGCUCUUGGGGAGAAGGCCUUCCUGAAUUACUUACAGCCUGCUACAUUGGGGAUGAACCAGAUGGCACUUAUGGGCCAAUAAACCCUAUACACACGAAGACUUAUGAUAUCUUAAAAAAAAUCUUCAAGGAAGUAGUAGACCUAUUUGCAGACCAAUAUAUUCAUCUUGGAGGUGAUGAAGUGAGCUUUGAUUGCUGGGCUAGUAAUCCCAACAUUCUAAGUUACAUGGAGAGCAGAAAUAUUAGUGGAGAAUUCACCGUUCUUGAAAGUAUGUACAUUCAGAAAUUGGUUGACAUUACAGCACAACUAAAUGCAAGCUCUGUUGUGUGGCAAGAGGUUUUUGAUAAUGGCGUUCGGAUACCACAAGAUACUGUGGUUCAUAUAUGGCUGGGCAACCAAGCGAGUGAAUUGAGCAAGGUGACUCAGGCUGGCCAUAGGGCUCUUCUCUCAACUUGUUGGUAUUUGGAUCAUCUAGAAACUGGAGGCGACUGGCAGAAAUAUUAUGAAUGUGAUCCUCAUGACUUCGUGGGUACAGAUGAACAAAAAGAACUUGUUGUGGGUGGAGAAGCAUGUAUGUGGGGUGAAGUUGUGGAUGAAACUAAUAUUCAAUCUCGCUUAUGGCCUCGGGCGUCUGCAGCAGCAGAAAAACUUUGGUCUGCUCACAACGUGCAGAACACUAAAGAAGCUGCACAUCGCCUUGAAGAACACACAUGCCGCAUGAAACGACGCGGUAUUCCAGCUCAACCACCUAAUGGCCCUGGGUUUUGUCCACUGUAGUAUUUUUAUGCCAAUUACUCAUACUAUUAUGAUAACAUGCAUGCCAUUACAAAUUGCCUCCUUUAAAGGUAUCUGUGUGGAAGGAAUGUAUGCGUACUGACAUAAAAAUUGUAAUAGUAGAAGUCAGAGAAGUGCCUUUCAGAAAAAGCAAUGCACCCUCUUACGCAAAUAGCGUAGUGAAAAGAAUCUAUUAAAGAAUAAUUUUAAGUGAUUAUUGAAAAUACGCUUGCAUAGAGAGAAGACUAGAUGUUUAUGGACAUGAAAAGUUGCUGUUUAUUAUACAAAUCAAUAAAGAUUUCAAUUAUAAUACAAAUUGACUUGUAUUGUUGACAUUUACCAAAUGUUUAUACACAGAUUUUAUAGUUCCUAUUAUUUACUUUGUAAAGGUAAAAAUAAAACACUCUGACUUCUGAUACUACUUCCAUUACUUGUAUUCAUCAAAUAUUUACAGAGAUGUCUUUCACAAAAUGUGUACCUAUAUAAAUAAUUAUAUUUACAAAAAAGAAGUAAUACCUUAUGAAUCAGUAUAAGAAAUUCAUAGCCACUCACACUGAAGAUAAAUUGAUAAACGAAAAUAAUUAUAAAUUAAUACAUGUAAAAAACUGAAAGUAUUAUCUUUGUUCUGUGAAGAGUACCUUACAAUCACUGGAAAUAAUGUCCCAGUAGUCUCCAUCUUCAUCUUCAGACUCUGUCGUCAAAUUAUUAGUCUCAUCAGGCUUGCCAAAAAGUUCUCCCACACAUUCCUCUAAAGAUACAAAAGAAAAUGAUUAAAAAAAAGUUUCAUUCUAAAAAGUUAGCAAGGGAAUAGGAAACAUACUUUCCAAAUCACUUAAGUCCAUUUUUGUAAUAUCUGUUUUUAUCUUGGCAAGCCAAAGCUGAUAGGCAAAAUUGUCUUUAACAAAGUAUUUCCAAUACUCUCCAUCCUGUUGUUGCCAAACUCUCAAUAGCAGAACACCUUUCUUUACAGUUUCAAGCAAUUUCCAUUUCACAGCAUUUUCUAAAGAAAAAUCAUCCAAGUCACAAAGACUGUUGUACAAAGUAGUUACAACACCAGAAGCCAAUGUAUCCCUGCAAUUACACAAAAUCUUUUUGUUUUCUUGGAUAUUCAGGAGCCAACAUGAUUCCUUUCCAGAGAAGCACACAAUUGUGUACAACCAAUCCACCAUAUAAUAACAUAAUUCUGUGCGUAAAGUCACAGUUGUCGAGCAUGUUGGAAGUAAUCUAAAUAACACCUGUGUUACACAAGAAUCUGCAACAGUUUAACUCAUCAGUCACAACAUAAAUAAAACCAUUAUUCAUUCAAGAGUCAAAUAUAGUGAGACCCCUACUUAGUGGACCUAUGUUUGCACUUUCCGUUGAAGGGAUUCACAAGUGCCUCAAACUUAGAGACAAACAAACUUUUUGCUUGUCAUGAGCUUCUCUUACCAUAUGCUUUCCUCUGCUAGGGUAGUUCUAACUAGCUAGUGAUCUAGCCUUUGGACAUGAAAAUGAAAUUAAAUCAUGUAGCCUAUGUGAAAUGUAUGCUUUCUGUCAUUAAAAUUACCCUACCACCAUUUACUGUAAACUCUUGUUUAAGUUAACAAAAAAUGUUGUCCCCAAGAUUACACUUGCUAAAUAAGGGUUUCACAGUUUAAUUAAAGAAAUAACCUUACCUCGUGUAAAAUAGGUUAAACCAAUAAGCUUUAUAUCAACAAAAGUUUUGACACCUGUACAAAAUAAUUUUUUGAAUUAAACAAAAUCCUGCACAUUACAAUAACAUGUUAAUUUUCAUCACGUAAAUUCCUCUUACCACUAUUGACACACAAUGAUU